This is a messenger RNA of Poeciliopsis prolifica (blackstripe livebearer), 1118 nucleotides long. RefSeq names its product emopamil-binding protein-like. Lineage: Eukaryota; Metazoa; Chordata; Actinopteri; Cyprinodontiformes; Poeciliidae. Gene Ontology annotation, cellular component: endoplasmic reticulum; membrane. The record is from RefSeq and is a predicted model, not a curated record. Bases 362 to 1000 code for a protein of 212 amino acids. Gene Ontology annotation, molecular function: cholestenol delta-isomerase activity. Gene Ontology annotation, biological process: sterol metabolic process. The transcript has 4 exons.
CACACACUGUCUGAUGUUCUGGAACCAAAAGUGCUGGAUAAAUGUUCGAAUCAGAGGAUCAUCUGAUCUCUGUGAUCAACCAGAUCAAGGUGGAUCUGAGACUCUGCACUCUGACUCUGGUUUCAGUCCGUUUGGUUCAUGGCCUUCAUGUGGGAGAGACAGGAAGUGGGGUGGUCUCCUCAGCAGCCAAUGACAGAACAGGGUUGGUGAUAUCAAACCGAAGGACCAAUCAGAGUGAGCGGGGAGGUCCAGAGUUGGGUCCAGUCUCUGCAGAACAGAUCAGACGGUCCAACUGAAGUAUUUAUGCAGCUUGCAGGAUACUGAGCAUUUCCUGUGAAGUACGCAGUCUGGUUCCGGUACCAUGAACUCUGAGGCUCCGCCUGCGCUCUCUCUCGUCUCUGUGUCGUCUCUGCUGGGCUGUGGCCUCCAGCUGGUGGUGGCUGCUCUCCUCACACACAGGUAUGGUGGGCGGAGCUCCAAGACGGACUGGUGGAUCCUGCUGUGGCUGUUCUAUGAUGUCAUCGUCCACCUGACCCUGGAGGGUCCGUUUGUUUACAUGUCUCUGGUUGGGACAGUGGAGACAUCUGAAGGUCCUCUGGCUGAGCUCUGGAAGGAGUACGGUAAAGCAGACAGUCGCUGGUUGGUUUCUGACCCAAAACAUGUGUCCUUGGAGAUUCUGACGGUGGUCCUGGACUCUCUGCUGGCUCUGCUGCUGAUACAUGCAGUACUCAAUGACAAGUACUACAGACACUUCCUGCAGAUCACUCUGAGCGUGUGCGAGCUGUACGGCGGCUGGAUGACCUUCUGUCCUGAUUGGCUGCUGGGCAGUCCUCACCUGGACACGUCCAACCCGCUCUACCUAUGGGUCUACCUGGUCUUCUUUAAUGGACUCUGGGUCCUGAUCCCGGUUCUGCUCCUGGUCCAGUCCUGGUUGUGUCUCCAGAGUCUUCAUGCAGUCAAAGGAGACAGAACGACGGCCCAGAAGAAGAAGAAGCUGUAGACGCCGUCAGCAGCGAUGGUCAGAAGUCUGUCACUGUUUGAGCUCAUCGUUUUCUCAGACUGGUCACAGAAAUGAUUUUGUAGCAGGAAGGAACAAAUCAGACCGCUGGAUCAUCACU